CUGAAAGAGAGACACAGAGAGAGAGAGAGAGAGAGUCAGAGAGCUGUGUAACCCUGCCCACUUUCCACAAAACCAUUGAACUCCGGCAGAGUGAGCUGUGCUCUGUGAGGCUUCUCCAGAGCUCUGCACCUCUGCUGCUCAAACUGCUCUCUCUCAACUCAACAGCAGGAUCCGACAGCAAAGGGGCACUUCUAUCAGCAGCGCCGGCAAUCAGCACCACCACCACCAGCAGCAGGACCACGUGGGACUACUGGCAUCGGUGCCAACUCCUCAAGGCUCAGCCUUCAACCUGAUCUUCCAGAGAGGAAAAACCCCACAGCGCUCAGACCAGACCUGACCCAUGAACCACUCCUUUCGCUGGACCAGCCGGCCACUGGGAACUGUCUUCUGAUGAGCUUCGACCACUUCCGAACCAUGACUUCUCAGACAUAGAAAUAAGGAUUAUCCUCUUUUUUUGAAUUUCUUCUUUUUGCUCUUCUUGUGUCAGUAUUCCUUCAAGAAUCAAUCGAACUCUUUUCGCGAAGCCGCAUCGCUGCCGCUGCCCUCUACGUCAAGCAGCAGUGUUGAAGGAGAGACCUAGUCGAGGUUGUCCCAUCGCCCUACUCAUCCACUCACCCACUCCCUCCCAUCCGCAGGAUGUCCGCUCUCACACUGAUGACUGGGAUGUUGUUGCUUCUCUGUGGGAUCCUGUCCUGCCGCUGCACCCCGACCCUGGGCGGGACUGAGACGGCAGAACAGGGCGUCUUGCCCCAGCAGAAGCAGCACCAGUUCCACGACUCCCAGCAGGCAGCAGACGUAGCAACAGGGGCAGGAGCAGGGACCGGGGGCGGCGCCGCAGAGGACGAGGCAGGUGAGUCCACCUGUCCGUCGUGCGCGCUGGCCCAGUUGCAUGCAGAGGAGCCACCGCAGCAGCAGCAGGCGGACAUGGUGGAGGCGGUCAAGAGGCACAUCCUUAACAUGCUGCACCUGAGCGCGCGGCCCAACAUCACCCGGCCCGUACCGCGCGCCGCACUCCUCAACGCCAUCCGAAAGCUGCACGUGGGUCGCGUGGGCGAGGACGGCUCUGUGGAGAUGGAGGAGGACGCCGCCGGCCUUGGGCACCAGCAGGGAGACGACGAGCAGCCAGCCGAGAUAAUCACCUUUGCCGAGCCUGGAGACAGCCCUGAUGUGGUGCAGUUCGACAUUUCCAAGGAGGCCACCUCGCAGUCUGUGGUGGAGCAGGCCAACAUGUGGCUGUUCCUGAAGCUGGCUAAGGGCACCCGGGGCAAAGGCAAAGUCAACGUCCAGCUCUGGCAGCAGCUGCCCAGCGCGGAUGGGGAGCUCCACGAGGAGCUGGUGUCCGAGAAGGCUGUGGACACACGACGCAGUGGUUGGCACACGCUCCCCGUGCCACGCAGCGUCCAGGCCCUGUUGGAGGGCGACAACAGCGUCAUGCGCCUGCGGGUGUCCUGCCCGCUGUGCGCUGACGCCGGGGCCACCCCGAUCCUGGCAACGGCGGCGGGAGAUAGGGCACGUGAGCAGUCCCACCGGCCCUUCCUCAUGGUGGUGCUGCGGCCCGGCGAAGAGCACCCGCACCGGCGCAGCAAGCGCGGCCUCGAGUGUGAUGGCAAGAUCCGCGUGUGCUGCAAGAAGCAGUUCUACGUCAACUUCAAGGACAUCGGCUGGAGUGACUGGAUCAUCGCACCACCCGGUUACCACGCCAACUACUGCGAGGGUGACUGCCCCAGCAAUGUGGCCAGCAUCACGGGCUCCUCACUGUCCUUCCACUCCACGGUCAUCAACCACUACCGCAUACGCGGCUACAGCCCCUUCACAAACAUCAAGUCCUGCUGUGUGCCCACACGCCUGCGGGCUAUGUCCAUGCUCUACUACAAUGAGGAGCAGAAGGUCAUCAAGAAGGACAUCCAGAACAUGAUCGUAGAGGAGUGUGGAUGCUCGUAAAGGUGUGCGUAAAAAUGACACCGCAUAAACUUGAUUCUGUAAGAGACAGUUUAUCCAUGUUUGUCCAGAUGCACAGGGAGAGUGGACACGCCAUGCUGACAUUUGACCGUACACAUGCAACUAUUCUGUUGAACUUUGGUCAACUGAAUUUGAUUUUUGUCUUUGGAUUAUUCCAAUGGGAACUCUUCGACGGAGUGAUCUCUGUGGCACUUUCAGAUUAAGGAAAAUAAGAGAAAUAUAUAAUAUAUUUUUGUUAUGAAAAGGGGAGCAAGAAUGAGAGGGAAUAUGUGCAUGGCCAAGGCAGAGGUGUCAUUCUUGUCACUUUGCACUGCAAUAAAAAAAGACUGCUGGCACGAAUGACCUUUGAACUAAACUGAACUAUGCAACUUGUCAAGUAUUAUUAUGUGUUCAUUUCUGUGUUUUGUGUAUUUUGGGGUGGGUGGGGUU
This is a messenger RNA of Alosa alosa (allis shad), 2388 nucleotides long. Its product is annotated as inhibin beta A chain-like. Gene Ontology annotation, biological process: SMAD protein signal transduction; BMP signaling pathway. NCBI's taxonomy places the organism in Eukaryota, Metazoa, Chordata, Actinopteri, Clupeiformes, Clupeidae. The transcript has 2 exons. Gene Ontology annotation, molecular function: cytokine activity; growth factor activity. Bases 637 to 1941 code for a protein of 434 amino acids. The record is from RefSeq and is a predicted model, not a curated record. Gene Ontology annotation, cellular component: extracellular region.